AUGUUCUUCUUUUCUGCACUGGUCAUGGUACCAUUGAUCCUCGGCCCCAGCAGCACGGCCUCAGCACUGUCCACGUGCCAGACUUUGGACCUGGAGGUGGCGCGGGCCCGGAGGAUCCAGGCAGUCCGAGGCCAAAUCCUUAGCAAGUUGCAGCUGGUGACGCCCCCCGAGGAAGAAGGGGUGCCCAACCCUCUACCCGCCGAGGUGAUGCUCCUGUACAAUAGCACGCAGGAGCCGGUGCAGAAGCUGGCGGCCUGCGAGGGACAGCUCGCAACCUGCAAUGAGGAAGAGGAAUAUUAUGCCAAAGAAGUGCGGCGAGUGGACAUGUUGGCCCUUGGGCAUGCUGACAACUCUAUCUUCAGCCCCUUCUCCACCCCAUUUGUCCGUUUCCUGCACUUCGAUGUCUCCGCUGCACAACCCAACCUCAGCAGCCUCAUCCAGGCCGAGCUGCGGAUCUACAAGGUCCCAAAUCCAGGGGCCCAAGCCACUGAGCAGCGUGUGGAGCUCUAUCAGAUGAGGCAGGCGAGGGAGCCUUCGGCCCCAACCCAGCAUUACGUGGGAAGCCGAACUUUACUGCCCAAGCGUCGGGCCGAGUGGGUGUCGUUCAACGUCACCGAGAGCCUCCGCCGGUGCCUGGGGGACCGAGGAAGAAAACUCAGCUUCAAACUGGGGUUGCACUGCCCCUGUUGUACUUCCAUCCCGGCCAGGAACACGAUUAACUCCCAGCAUAGUGAGCCAUUGGAAGCCCGCUUUGCAGGUCUGGAUGACGACCUUAUCAAGGAGGCGUGGAAAGGGUGGUCCAGAGCCCCGGACCUCACUAACAAAGCCCCCCACUUGAUCCUCACACUGCUGCCCCCAAACCAGCUGGAGCCUGCCUCGAAGGGCCGGCACCGCAGGGCAGCCAACGCGGCCAGCUGUCCCAGGAACACAGAUCAGGACUGCUGCUUUCACCCACUAUACAUCAAUUUCCGCAAGGAUCUGAAGUGGAAGUGGAUCCAUCAGCCAAAAGGCUACAGAGCCAAUUUCUGCACCGGGAGCUGCCGGUAUAGCCAGAAUUCCAAUAUGCAUUAUAACAUGGUGCUUCCCUUGUACAACAAGUGGAACCCCGAAGCUUCGGCGGCCCCGUGCUGCGUCCCACACAAACUGGAGCCUUUGACCAUCCUGUACUACAUUGGCCGCUUGCCCAAAGUACAGCAGCUGAGCAAUAUGAUUGUGAAAUCCUGCCGUUGCCGUUGA
Candoia aspera is the source of this 1236-nucleotide messenger RNA. RefSeq names its product transforming growth factor beta-2 proprotein-like. Gene Ontology annotation, biological process: transforming growth factor beta receptor signaling pathway; regulation of cell population proliferation. NCBI's taxonomy places the organism in Eukaryota, Metazoa, Chordata, Lepidosauria, Squamata, Candoiidae. The transcript is spliced from 7 exons. Gene Ontology annotation, cellular component: extracellular region. Gene Ontology annotation, molecular function: transforming growth factor beta receptor binding; cytokine activity; growth factor activity. The record is from RefSeq and is a predicted model, not a curated record. Bases 1 to 1236 code for a protein of 411 amino acids.